Molecule: messenger RNA, 2089 nt
Organism: Arachis ipaensis
Lineage: Eukaryota; Viridiplantae; Streptophyta; Magnoliopsida; Fabales; Fabaceae
Source: RefSeq, a predicted model, not a curated record
UUGUAUUUGAUUGAUUUUUGUAGAAAUUUAUUGAGCUCCUACGGAAGGGAACAAUGGAGGAUCGCGAUUCUGCAAUUGAGUGUCUGAGGGCGGCUCUUGCCCCUUGUGCUCUCGAUGCUUACCCGGAAGCAUAUGAGGAAUUCAAGCACGUUCUGCUUGCUUUUAUAUACGACAAGGAUGAUAAGAGUUCUCCGGUAGCAAAUGAGUGGUCUGAAAGGAGGAGACUUGACUUAGCUGGAUUUAUGUCCUCUAUGUUAAGAGCUCAUUUAAAUGCAUAUGAUCCAGUUUUUUCACUGGCUCUCAGAUAUUUGAUAAGCAUACACAGGGCAUAUUGUUUACGUCAAGGUAUUACAUCACCCAUCUCUGAUUUGACUGAAAGAUUGCUCCUUGAAGAGCGUGACCAUCCUGCAAUACCACAGGACAUCUUAUAUGAAGUACCACCAUUUGAUGAGGUUGACAUUCAGGCUCUUGCACAUGCUGUAGAGCUUACCAGACAAGGGGCAAUUGAUAGCUUGAGAUUUGCUAAGGGUGAUCUGUUUCUGGCGUUUCAGAAUGAAUUAUGUCGGAUAAAGUUGGAUACUCCAUAUCUUGAUCAACUUGUUCGUGAGUAUUGUGUUUACAGAGGCAUUAUUGAGUCUGUGUCUGAGAAGCAACCUAUUCCUGAACCUGUAAAAUUCAGCCAGCAAGACCCUGUUUGUUUCUCAUCAAGAGAUUGUUCACUUGAGCUAGAUUGUAAUGUUGGCAAGCAUUCUGAUGGUGAAACUUCUGUUACAAAUGUUCGUGUGGAUGGUUCCCCUGAAAAUAAUGCUGACGUGAGUAGCAUGCAAGGAAUGGAUGUUGAAGUACGAUAUGCUUCUGAGCUGACAAACAGUCAUGAGGACUGUAGCACGAGUGGAUCACAGCUGCUCGAGAAUCCAAGUAUCUUGCAACGAAGAAGAAUGCCUGGAAAUGGAGAAAGGAGCAAACGCAAGCGCUGGAGAGGAAGAUAUGAUUAUAAUAACUAUGUAGCCAAUGCAUCUUUGGAAGAUAGCAAGCAAGAAAAUAGCAUAAGUACUGCUGUAUCAACUGUAACAAAGGAGAAGCAGGGUUGCGAAAAGCUUUCUAUAAAUGAUGCUAGUAACACUGAAGAUAAAUAUGAAAUUCUGUUGGGAAUGAAAGAUUUGGCUAGUAAUGGAAUGGCUGCUGAAGCAGUUGAAGAAGUCAAUGCUAUUGAUCCUAAUUUCUUCUCUCAGAACUGUGUUUUACUCUUCCAACUCAAGCAGGUUGAGUUUCUGAAGUUAGUCAGCUCUGGUGAUUAUAAUGCUGCUUUAAAGGUUGCUUGUUCCCAUUUGGGUCCUUUAGCAGCUAGUGACCCUACUUUAUUGAAGCCCUUGAAGGAAACUCUCUUGGCUUUACUUCGACCUAGUGAAGAUGCUCUUGGAAGUGCUUUACCUCUAAAUGCUUUAGCUGCUUCUCUACAGGUCGCAGUUGGUAGGAGGCUUGGGGUUGAAGAACCGCAACUCAUGAAAAUAAUGCGAGCCACUCUACAUACACAUAAUGAGUGGUUCAAACUUCAGAUGUGCAAAGAUCGGUUUGAAGGUCUCCUGAGGAUCAAUUCUUUGAAGGAGGUUCAUGCUCCCUUCCUCACUUCCAUGUGUACCUCUAAGUCGCAUACUGACAGCUGCACGAAUGGUUCAUCUCAGGCUACUGUAUCUUCAGGCACGAGACCAUCAGAAGAUGGAAGUAGUCCAACUCAAGAUUCUUCACGAGAUGCCAUCUGUGAUGAAGGUGCAAUUCUCAAAGUAAUGGAGUUUUUGGCUUUGCCUAGGGCCGAUGCUAUCCACCUGCUUGCACAAUACAAUGGAAAUGCGGAGACGGUCAUUCAACAGUUAUUUGCCUAGCCUUUGUGAAGGAAUAUCUAGUUUACUAUUUUGAAGAGAGGCCCAAGUAUUAUUUUAUUCAAAUUUGUGAAUUUAUGAUAUGUGUACAGAAUACAGAUAGCUGCAAAGAGAGGCUUUCCUUAACGUUUGAAAUCUCUGUACAGAUUCUCAAUUUUUAUACUCAGUUUUCAUGAGGAAGUUGUGAUCAAUAAAAUAAUUAUUCUGAUUUA